Plectropomus leopardus (leopard coralgrouper) is the source of this 368-nucleotide messenger RNA. NCBI's taxonomy places the organism in Eukaryota, Metazoa, Chordata, Actinopteri, Perciformes, Serranidae. The record is from RefSeq and is a predicted model, not a curated record.
GUAUAAACGUCCGGCCAAUGAGGCUCCAGUUUACUGUCGUGUGGCUGUCAGCAGAGAUCCCGCGGCGGUUGGCGCGCGGAGGCAGAGCCAACAUGGAGGUGGAGAUGAUGGAGGCGGACAGCGAGCAGAGGCCGGCGGACAGCGGGCAGAAGGCGGACACGGCAGCCGGAGAGGCCGCGGGGAAAGGCUCCGGCGGCAGGUACGAGCUGCCCUGGGUGGAGAAAUACCGGCCGCUGAAGCUGAAGGAGAUCGUGGGGAACGAAGAGACGGUGAGCCGGCUGGAGGUGUUCGCCAGAGAGGGAAACGUCCCCAACAUCAUCAUCGCAGGUCAACAAAACAACACAACUGACCGUUUAAUAUCACCUCAG